Betta splendens (Siamese fighting fish) is the source of this 911-nucleotide messenger RNA. RefSeq lists its product as uncharacterized. Bases 114 to 605 code for a protein of 163 amino acids. The record is from RefSeq and is a predicted model, not a curated record. Lineage: Eukaryota; Metazoa; Chordata; Actinopteri; Anabantiformes; Osphronemidae. The transcript has 4 exons.
CGGACGGAACCGGGUCCAGGAAGCGCUCGCGCAGAGGCAGCGGCAGCAGCAGCGAUCGGCAGCAGUCGACUCUAUCUGGCGUCCUUCGUCGCCUCAGCCCCCCCCCCGACGACAUGAAGCUCCAGAUCGCCCUGCUCAGCCUCAGCAUGGCUGUGGUGCUGGUCAUGGUCUUUCAGGCCGUGCGCCAGGAGCUGGAGCUGCGCAAUCUGAAGGCCCGCAUGUUGUACACGAGGGACGGGAUCAAGAAGAAAGAGGAUGCCAUAGUGCAGCUGAAGGACAAGAUCUUAGCGCUGAGAGGAACCCUGGCGUCAUCCAACACCAAGUUGGAUCAGCUGAAGAGGAAGAAGCAGGACACUGUGAAAUCAACAGAGGCGUUUGAGAAAAGCCUGAAGACCUGCAGCGCCGAGAAGGCAGAUGCCGAGAAGAAGAAGACCAGUAUGAAGGAGGCCUUGAACGAACUCCAGACUGAACAGUCAGACGCUAAAAAGAAGGCAGAACAAGAAAUUCAGAGUUUGAAACAACAGAUUUUGGACAGAGACAAAGCCAUUUGUGCCUUUGCAGACACAACCAAGGCAGAAGCCCGGAAGCUGUGUGCAGUAGCUUAAACAUCAAAACAGUCAAGUCAAGGACCUCAACACAGACUGAGCAUUUUCAAAAUGGCAUAAAGAUGUGAAUAUGAGGAUCCAUGCUUUGUCAUGUAAUUGAUGUGAUGGGGGGGCUACUGUAUAACUUGUUUUGUUGUCAUAAAGAAAAAUGGUUUUGGAUUUCCAUAGACUGUGCAUUUGUUAAUAGGGUGAAUUAUAAAUAUAAGCCGAGUGUGGAUGAACGUUAAAAUGUUACUACUGUGUUACUAUUGGUUGGUUGAAUAUAAUUUUAUAAAUAAAAACAUGGAUACUGAGUUAACAAAUAAA